Acinonyx jubatus (cheetah) is the source of this 1207-nucleotide messenger RNA. It is a transcript of the gene GLIPR1L2, whose product is annotated as GLIPR1 like 2. The transcript is spliced from 6 exons. Bases 52 to 1122 code for a protein of 356 amino acids. Lineage: Eukaryota; Metazoa; Chordata; Mammalia; Carnivora; Felidae. The record is from RefSeq and is a predicted model, not a curated record.
CACCCGGGCGGGCCGGCGCGUGCGCACUGGCCUGUCUGCAGCGGGCAGACAAUGGACGCCCCUAGGACCUUAGCGCCCGAGCGGUCCGCCCAAUCGCUUCCUCGGAUAGGAGGGGUUCUUUUGAAGCUGUGGCUGUGUGAACUCUGGGUAAUGCUGCCGGAUUCCGGUGUGAACAUGAAACUUUUGCCUCACGAAGAGGAAGUACAUUUUAUCAAUGAAUACGUGAACCUCCACAAUGAGCUCCGGGGCAACGUCUCCCCCGGAGGGUCUAACUUGCGCUUCAUGACUUGGGAUGUAGCUUUGUCACGGACUGCUAGAGCAUGGGGGAAAAAAUGUUUGCGUGAGCAUAAUCCUCAUUUAGAAGAACUAAACAUGGCCCAUCCUAAAUUUAAUGGUAUUGGUGAAAAUAUGUGGAUUGGCCCCGAAAAUGAAUUUACCGCAAGUAUUGCUAUCAGAAGUUGGUAUGAAGAGAAGAAAAGGUACCAUAUUGAAAAUGACAGUUGCUCUAGUGACUGUUCUAAUUAUAAACAGCUUGUUUGGAACACAUCUUACAAAGUUGGUUGUGCCAUUACUAAGUGUGCAAGAGUUGAAAAUAUUAGAUAUGCAGCAGUUUUCAUUUGCAACUAUGCGCCAGGAGGAUCUCUGUUGAGAAGACCUUAUACACCAGGAAUAGUUUGUUCUCAAUGUAGCAGAUAUGACAGAUGCACAGAUUUUCUAUGCAGUAAUGCAGAUCGUGACCAAGCCAUAUAUUACCGAUUUUGGUAUCCAAGAUGGGAAGUUCCCCGGCCAAUUGUGUGUGACCCACUGUGCUUAUUUAUUUUCUUUCUGAGAACACUGUGUUUUUCAGUAUGUGUCAUAACUGUUUUGAUAAUACAGUCUCGGUUUCCAAAUAUAUUAUUGGAGAAAGAGAUGCUAUUUUCCCCCGAAGUAGUUGAAAUAGAGCCAGAAAAGGUAGAGGAAAAGGAAGAGGGGAUAAAGGGAGAGAAGAUGAAAAAGAAGGAAGAGGACAAGGGAAAGGAGAAAGAGGAAGUGAAGGAAGAGGAAGAUACAGAAAAGGAAGAGGAGGAGGAAGAGGAGGAAGAAGAAGGGGAGGAGGAGGAGGACGAGGAAGGGGAAGGGUAAGAUUUAACUCCAUGAUAGGACAAAAGUAUAAUAGCAAAAAAAAAAAAAAAAAAAAAAAAAAAAAGGUGGGGGAGAAAUAAAACAC